Sclerotinia sclerotiorum 1980 UF-70 is the source of this 1368-nucleotide messenger RNA. RefSeq lists its product with no specific name. The record is from RefSeq and is a predicted model, not a curated record. NCBI's taxonomy places the organism in Eukaryota, Fungi, Ascomycota, Leotiomycetes, Helotiales, Sclerotiniaceae. Bases 1 to 1368 code for a protein of 455 amino acids. The transcript is spliced from 3 exons.
AUGACGAAGGACAAACUUUCCCUUGGUGGUCAAAGCAGUCUAUCUUCAGCUUCUUCGUUUCCGUAUUCGUCUUCGAGCACCUUCGUUCUUCGGCUACGGGAAGAAGAAGCAAACCACGGAUUCGAUAUGCAAUUUAGCGACAUUAUUGACGAAGACAUCCGCAAUAAAGUUAUAACAUUACUCCCAUUUUAUCCAUCUUAUCCUCUUCUUUAUCUCGUUUAUGUACUCGUUAGGAGUGAUCGUAUGUUGAAUAAAGCUCAAGACUUUCUCGAAAAUACAGACCGAGACCGGGCUCAAUACCUACCGAUUGCUUUUAUGACAGAUCUUGAGGAUAUCAAGGACGCUGAAAUGCGCGACAAAGUCGAAAAAAUUAGGACAAUUAUUUCAUUCGUAACUGUCUGGUGGGCUUAUUAUGCCUUGAAAGUUUGUGAUGGGAGUUUGAAUUGUGCUACUAUGCUAUUACUUGAGAACAUCAUCGAUACCUCCAAGGACCCUGUGACGCAGGUAGCUUCAAACACCACUACUCCUGUCAGCUCACCAAUGAGUUCUAGGAGCAGUGUUAACGUGCUUUUGGGACGGCUGAUGGAUUCGCAGUCAGAUUCAGAUCACCUGGUGUCCGAUCGUACGACACCUAGUCCGAAUAGUGGCAAUUCGUCGUUUCAGAAUAAGCCGUCCUCUCCUGAGGUAUUAUCCCAGACACCAGACUGUCCAUUCAUCAAUAUAAGCGAUGAUGAGGAAGGCUCUACAGAAGAAACUGCUACUAUGAGUUCCAGCCCUGUUUCAAAUCGACGAGUGGUAUCUAUCGACAAGGGCAAAGGCGUGGACAGGUCGGACCCUGAGGAUUACAACUCCGACAUUGAUAUGAGCGGAGUUCCACCCUUCAAGGAAAAGUUCCAAGCAAAGAAAAGAUAUGAGAAACAAACUAGCAACUGCAAGUUCUGUGGCAAAGAACUAGGAAACUGGUUAGAGCAAGCCGGCCACGAAAAGUCAUGCCGUGUGAAGGCAAGACAAGUUUGUGUGAAGUAUUUCGAAUCGGAAGACUCUCCUACACAAGAGCAGUUGCAAAAAGUAAAAAGAAUGCAACAACUCCUUCCUCAUCUUUCGGUUAAUCAGUGUAUCGAAUCCUUAGGGUUGUGCGAUGAUAAUGUCGAGGAUGCCAUAGGGUUGGAAAUGGAGGCAUCGGCAUCGGGUGAAGAAGAAGAUGACCGAGGUACUUGCAGCCAACAAAUUAGUCCGACGAAGAGAAAAAUGGGAAAUCUAUUGGAGGAGCGUGUCACCAAAAGGUCUCGUAUUCAGGUCAAUGACAAAGAAGCAAGUUUAGAGCCUGCAACCCAAUGGAUUAAGUACGAGCCACCUUUUAUUGGUUAA